CAGUUGUGCAUCAAAUAUUCAAAAAAAUGUCCUUAUUUAGUGCUAUAAUUAGAUCAGCUAAUCAAGAUGGAUCAUUCAUAUUAAUGACUAAAGAACAGCAAAAGUACCUUGAAUUACUUCUUUAUGAAUGGGUUAUUUUGGAGUCUCAAACUUUACAAAUGCUUGAAUUCUCUUUAUUCUGA
Molecule: messenger RNA, 182 nt
Organism: Dentiscutata heterogama
Lineage: Eukaryota; Fungi; Glomeromycota; Glomeromycetes; Diversisporales; Gigasporaceae
Source: the annotation of a GenBank genome assembly